AUGAUAAAAUCUAGCUUCUUCCAUUUGCCAUCUUUUAUAUUGGGUUGCUUAAUCACAUGGUUUACAUUACAAGCCGUUCCAAUAAUAACUUUCUUUGCUGGUGAAUCAAUAUUACUGCUAAUUCAAUUGAUUAAAUUUGGCAUUUUUUGUUUUGGCGCUUGGUUAUGCUGGAUUAUACUACUCACCGAUAACCCAGAAUUCUCAUUAAAAUUCAAAAGUUUGUCCUCACCGUCAUCAUCAUCUGCUGAUUCUUUCGGAAUAGUAAAAUCUUCAACAACUAAAAGUUCAACAGAAUCAAUAAAUGAUGUUGUUAGUAAUGGUAUCACUAACAAUAGUAACAUAAAUGCGUUUUCUCGUAAUUUAAACGUUUCCCAAAUAGAUAAUAAGCAAGGGUCUCAGUACUCUAUACGACAUAUAAAUAGAAAAAUAAAAAAUCAUGAUAAUAAUAAUCACUUUUUUCAAUCCCAAGAAAAAAGAAAAAUACAUGAUGAACCAAUAGAGAUGCCGUACAUUUUUGAAGAUAGUAUUGAUGAUUUAGCCAAAGAUAGUGUCAAACAAAGUUAUAGUAAACAACCAGAAUACUACUACGAAGAUUUGUUAGAUUAUAACCAAGCGCUUAAAAACACAAUUGGUAUACCUGAAAACAAAAAUAGUGGUAAUGAUUACAAGUAUUUUGUAGAAAAUGCUUCAUAA
Molecule: messenger RNA, 693 nt
Organism: Saccharomycodes ludwigii
Lineage: Eukaryota; Fungi; Ascomycota; Saccharomycetes; Saccharomycodales; Saccharomycodaceae
Exons: 1
Coding region: 1-693 (230 amino acids)
Source: RefSeq, a predicted model, not a curated record